GCUAUAUUCCUGACGCACAAGGCAAUACUAAAAAUCUUAACGAAAAAUUGUAUUUGCUUAAUAUUACGAGCUAUUCGUGGGAAAGUUCGUUUAGCGUUUCCGAGGUGUCGCCUUCUCCCACGGCUUCAACUAACCAACCUCCAAUAGGAGGCUCCUUAAAUGCUGAACAAAAAUUAUUAAUUGGUUUAAGUGCGACAUUAGGAUUUAUUGUGUUUUUGGUUGCUUUUG
Acaulospora morrowiae is the source of this 228-nucleotide messenger RNA. The record is from the annotation of a GenBank genome assembly. Lineage: Eukaryota; Fungi; Glomeromycota; Glomeromycetes; Diversisporales; Acaulosporaceae.